AUGGCCCUGCCCUACAAGAAAGUUCUCCUCGUCGGAGCCACCUCUGGCAUAGGAGCCGCUCUAGCCGACAAGCUCGUUGAAAAUGGAACCUUUGUCAUAGCUGCCGGGAGACGAAAGGAAAACCUGGAAAAGUUCGUCGCAAAACACGGAGUCCACAAGGCUGCGGGGUCUGUGGUUGAUAUCCUCAAACUCAAUUCAGUAAUCCCAUAUUUUGCUGCAACCAUCAUCAAGGACCAUCCCGACCUAGACUGUGUCUUUCUCAACGCCGGCAUACAGAGGGGUUUAGACUUCACAGAUGCCGAGUCUGUAGAUCUUGAUGUUGUGUAUGAUGAGCUUUUGGCGAACUAUCUCUCCCAUGUGCACCUUACCAAGGCUUUUCUUCCUCACCUGUCGAAGCAGACCAACGAGGUGGCUCUGGUGCACACCACCUCGCAGCUCGGUCUCAUCCCCAUGUGCCCGAAUUACAGUGGCUCAAAAGCCGCUAUGCACAGCUUCAUUCUCGCGUUGAGGGCUCAGUUGAAGGCCGGUACGAGCAACGUCAAGGUCAUCGAGGUCUAUCCACCGGCUGUACAGACCGAGUUGCACGACGCAAAAAACCAGCCAGACUUGAAAAAUGGACAUGAGAUUGGUAUGCCUGUGAGCGAAUUCGCUGAUGAGGUAUAUGAGAGAUGGCUUGCUGGCGACGAGCAGAUCCCGGUGGGAACGGCGAAGCCUAUGUUUGAUGCUUUUGAGAACAAAAGACAAGAGUACUUCAGCACCUUCAACUCUCAGAUGGAUGAGUUGCUGGUUGAUUUUACAGCAUAG
Colletotrichum truncatum is the source of this 804-nucleotide messenger RNA. Lineage: Eukaryota; Fungi; Ascomycota; Sordariomycetes; Glomerellales; Glomerellaceae. The record is from RefSeq and is a predicted model, not a curated record.